AUGUGUGUUACUUGGGCUGUACAUUCGUGGAUCACAUCGGAUCUUCGACGAUAUAGACAAUUUGUUGCGCUAAGAGUCAACGAAAUUCUCAACCCAUCCACACCCGAGGAAUGGAGGUGGAUUCCAAACCACUUAAACGUUGCCGAUGAGGCCACCAAAUGGGGCAAGGGGCCUUCGUUCACCACUGACAGCCGCUGGUAUCGAGCUCCUCAGUUUCUGUACGAACCAGAAGAACUUUGGCCAGGAGAUCAGGAGACUCGCAUAACUGAAACGGAUGAAGAAGUUCGUCCGGCGUAUGUUGGGAAGCAUUCCCUCGGGCAACCACUCGUGCUUGUUGAGCGGUUCUCAAAAUGGGAGCGACUCCACAGAUGCGUUGCGUAUGUUUUACGGUUCGUCAAUCGAGUUCAUCCGGAAUGGAAGACGCUGGGAUCAACGGUGAAUCUCACGAAGGAAGAUUUACUGGAAGCGGAACGAGUGCUUUGGCGGUUGGUGCAACAUGAAGCGUAUCCCGAUGAGGUCAACAUUUUGAAAUCAAAAAGAGAGGGCCAACGAAAUCAACAAAAGAAUGUAGAGAAGAACAGUUUGUUGUACAAACUAUCACCAAUAAUGGACGAGCAUGGAAUAAUUCGCAUGAACAGUCGCCUUUCUGCAGCCGAGUUCUUGCCCUUCGAUACUCGAUUUCCAAUUAUCCUUCCGAAGGACAGCUAUAUCACCCGCCUCGUUGUUGAUUGGUAUCACCGCGACUACAAACACGCAAAUGACGAAACAGUCAUUAACGAGAUAAAACAAAAAUUCCACAUUUCGAAGUUAAGAGGGCGGUUGAGCUUCGUGAAGAAAAACUGCAGCUGGUGCCGCGUAUAUAAGGCAGUACCAACAGUACCGCAGAUGGCAUCACUUCCACCGGAAAGGCUUACUCCGUUUAUCCGCCCCUUUUCCUAUGUAGGAAUAGACUAUUUUGGGCCGUAUCUGGUGAAAAUAGGAAGAGCUUCAGUGAAACGCUGGGUGGCUCUUUUCACGUGUUUAACGAUUAGAGCCAUUCACUUGGAAAUCGCUGCCACGUUGUCUACGGAUUCCUGUAAAAGGCUAUUCGCCGAUUCAUUGCCCGGAGAGGUGCACCAUUAG
Aedes albopictus (Asian tiger mosquito) is the source of this 1122-nucleotide messenger RNA. RefSeq lists its product as uncharacterized. The record is from RefSeq and is a predicted model, not a curated record. The coding region runs from base 1 to 1122 and encodes 373 amino acids. Gene Ontology annotation, molecular function: nucleic acid binding. Lineage: Eukaryota; Metazoa; Arthropoda; Insecta; Diptera; Culicidae. The transcript has a single exon.